UCAGGUGUUGCCCACCCGCAAAAUCAGACAGAAAAUCCCAAACCCCAUCACCACCUAUGUCUCCCUUGUCCCUCCUCCUUCUCGUCGCCGCCGCCGUGGCCGCCGCGCCGCUCGCCUCCGCGGCCAGCGGCGCCUCGCCAAACGGCGCAGCCAACGACCUCCUCCCGAAGUACGGCCUGCCGAGGGGCCUCAUCCCGGACUCCGUCUCCUCCUACUCCUUCGACGAGACCACCGGCGACUUCGAGAUCCACCUCGCCGGCACCUGCUACGUCUGGUUCGGCGACCACCUCGUGUACUACGAGAAGAACAUCCGCGGAUGCCUCUCCCCGGGGAAGAUCACCGGCCUCUCCGGCAUCCAGGCCAAGAAGCUCUUCCUCUGGGUCUCCGUCUCGGGCAUGGUCGCGCACCCCAAGGAGGGUACCCUGGAGUUCCAGGCAGGGUUCAUCUCGGAGGCGUUGCCCGCGUCGCUCUUCGACAAGGUGCCCUCCUGCGGCGCCAGCGCCGGCGCGCAGCUCCGCGGCGUGGCUGGUGUCAUCCGGGAGCUUGGCCUGCUCCCCGUUGCCGAGGCUUGAGCUUCGAGCUAGACACCUUACUUGCAUCAAAACUUGAGCACCUCCUUGGAUCCGAUGUUGUUACUACAUGAGUGAAUGAAAAGAUGUCUGGAGCCUUUUUUGAGCUCAGAAAGAGGCUCUGCAAUGCUGUGUGCUGCUGAGCUUUGUAUGUGUAUGUCGCUUCUCUCCUUAGUGAACAUGGAUUUCUGUGUUUAGAAUUGUACAUCUAAUUGCUGUUUGCUGAAACAUGUGUAAAAUGUACAUCACGAAUUGUUUCAUAGUACGCAUUUUAUUUCUC
Molecule: messenger RNA, 849 nt
Organism: Lolium perenne
Lineage: Eukaryota; Viridiplantae; Streptophyta; Magnoliopsida; Poales; Poaceae
Source: RefSeq, a predicted model, not a curated record